GGCUGUGAGGGCUGCUGAAGAUGUCCGAUAGUCUGGAUAUUGAAGAGAAACCUCCAGCCCCACCGUUGAGAAUGAACAGCAACAAUCGCGAUUCUUCAGCGCUCAACCACAGUUCCAAACCGCUCCCCAUGGCCCCCGAGGAGAAGAACAAGAAAGCCAGGCUGCGCUCCAUCUUCCCGGGAGGAGGGGAUAAAACCAACAAGAAGAAAGAGAAAGAACGUCCCGAGAUCUCUCUUCCUUCAGACUUCGAACACACCAUUCAUGUGGGAUUUGAUGCCGUCACUGGAGAAUUCACAGGCAUUCCAGAGCAGUGGGCCAGGCUACUACAGACCUCCAACAUAACGAAACUGGAGCAGAAGAAGAACCCACAGGCUGUACUAGAUGUUCUCAAAUUCUAUGAUUCCAAAGAAACAGUUAACAACCAGAAAUACAUGAGCUUUACGUCAGGAGAUAAAAGCGCCCACGGAUACAUCGAGGCCCAUCCUUCGAGCACAAAAACAGCAUCAGAACCCCCACUCGCUCCCUCUGUUUCUGAAGAAGAGGAUGAAGAAGAUGAAGAAGAGGAAGAUGACAAUGAACCUCCGCCUGUUAUCGCACCACGGCCUGAACAUACAAAAUCAAUCUACACACGCUCCGUCAUUGAACCCGCCGCUGCACCAGCACCAGCUAAAGAAGCCACCACUCCCCAGCCUGAAAACUCAAACACAAACACUUUGUACAGAAACACAGACCGGCAGCGAAAAAAAUCCAAGAUGACAGAUGAGGAGAUCCUAGAGAAACUGCGGAGCAUUGUGAGCGUGGGAGAUCCUAAGAAGAAAUACACUCGAUUUGAAAAAAUUGGCCAAGGGGCAUCGGGAACUGUUUAUACAGCGAUCGACAUCGCCACAGGACAAGAGGUGGCCAUAAAGCAAAUGAAUCUCCAACAACAGCCCAAAAAAGAACUAAUUAUUAAUGAAAUCCUGGUCAUGAGGGAAAAUAAGAACCCAAAUAUUGUGAACUACUUAGACAGCUACCUGGUCGGCGACGAGCUCUGGGUGGUCAUGGAAUACCUGGCUGGGGGCUCCUUGACCGACGUCGUUACCGAGACGUGUAUGGACGAAGGGCAGAUCGCAGCUGUCUGUCGGGAGUGCCUGCAAGCACUGGAUUUCCUUCAUUCAAACCAAGUGAUUCACAGAGACAUUAAAAGCGACAACAUUCUUCUCGGAAUGGAUGGAUCUGUCAAAUUGACUGAUUUUGGCUUCUGUGCUCAGAUCACCCCCGAGCAGAGUAAACGGAGCACAAUGGUCGGGACUCCUUACUGGAUGGCACCAGAAGUGGUGACAAGAAAAGCAUACGGCCCCAAAGUGGACAUCUGGUCCCUUGGGAUCAUGGCAAUAGAAAUGGUGGAAGGAGAACCUCCGUACCUUAAUGAAAAUCCUCUCAGGGCGCUGUAUCUGAUCGCUACGAACGGGACACCAGAACUGCAGAACCCCGAGCGACUCUCCGCCGUGUUCCGCGACUUCCUGAACUGCUGCCUGGAGAUGGACGUGGACAGGCGAGGCUCCGCCAAGGAACUUCUGCAGCAUCCAUUUUUAAAAUUAGCCAAGCCGCUCUCCAGCCUGACUCCUCUGAUCAUUGCAGCAAAGGAAGCGAUUAAGAACAGCAGCCGCUAGCGCUUCAGGCCGCUUUCUCCCACGCCAGCUCAGAGCGGGACUGAGAACAAAAACUCUAUAAAACCUCAACUCUUGUGCUGCAGGACAGAUGGAUGGAUGGACACACCAACGGUCGCAGUCACGGUGGUAAGAGGGAGAAAACCCAGUCCCUCAAGGAGUAAAAAACUAUCAUUUGUCUUCUUCCUGCUUUCUGGCUCCUUAAUUUAUUUUUAAGACGAAACAGGGCUUAAGACAGGUAAUGACUGAAAAUGCCUUGCUGCCUCAGCCAUUUCCAAGGUAAAGCAAAUUCAAUUGGAAGAUUCCCUUCCUUCUCACCUUGUGAAUAAGCUGUACAUUCACUUCUAAAUUGUCGUUGUUCUUAAAGAUGGAAAGUCCUUUUUAUGUUUGUUGCAUUGGGAUUUUUUUUGAUUUGGUUUGCUUUUUUUUGGUAUGGUUUGGAAUUGGAGAAGGAUCUCCUCCAUUCAUCAACUCCAUAUUGCACUGCCUUUUGAAUAAGCCCACUCGCUGGUAUGUGCCCAGUCAUGGUACUUGUAGAUGAGGAAGAAACUGAGAUUGCAUUUCCAACCAAAAAGGAAUCGAGAGUGGGGCAGAUAAAACAGUCCUGUUGAGACACAGGCGUUCAACUGUGAAUAUAUAGUGGUUUGGUUCUUGACAAUUUGAUUUGUAUAACUAAUUGUGAUAUGUUUGCCUGGAUGAGAGUCUUAUUGGAAUGAAAAAGCAGAAAGAUCAGUCGGUGUGCUCAGAAGGGGCUUGUCUGGUGCAAAGCUGUAAGAGAAGCGUGCGGUGAGAGCGGGCGCAGCCUCAGCAUCACAGACCCAGGCUGGAAGGAGGUGCUGGUGGCGGCAGGAGAUGGGCGCUGGGACCAGGCAGAUCACCGCGUAUCGGAGCCGUGGGCUGCUCCUCCACCGCAGCUGUGCUGCGAAAUGCGCACACCGGUGCGAUUCACCGUCUCGGCUCUGUGCGGGAGCAGAGGAGGGAAGACCAGACCAGAUGUCUGCUCUCCCGGUCGCCUUGUAGCUCCCGGGCAAGGUCUGUAGGGUCUGUGCCGCUCUUGGCAGAGGGCGAGCAUCCUCCAGGCACCCCAGUUCUGCCACAGAAACUGGGGACAACGUGAGUGAGGGACAACUUGUGCAGUUCAGAUACGCGUGAGCCGGCGCAGCAGAGAGCUCUGGAGCAAAGCACAUGCAACCCCGGAGUUCUGCUCUGAGAGCAAACGUGUCGACUGCAGAAACGUUGAGGGGCAUCAGGCCAGCCCGCCGUGUGCUGCCCCGUGUGCCGCGAGCGCUGCCCGAGGCAGCUCGGAGUUGCUGGGGGAGAGGGAAUCCUGGAUGUGACUGAGGAUUGUGCUUGAUUAGUCAACUGACUUGUAAGGGAGCGGAAUAGUUUUAAGUAUGCAAUUUGUGGGUAUUUUAUUCGUUUCUGAAAGAUGCAAUGUGGCUUCACGCAGAAAAAGCAUUUCCAUGGAGUAUUUGUCGCUGUAAUUUAGUAGUACAACUAAUCAAAGAUGCUGAAAACAGCACUUGGCCUGGUCCUGCCAAGGGCUAAAUAGCCUUUAAGGUACUGACCACCUUCAUGUUUUGCCAGUAGGAAUGAAGGAAGGUACUCAUGCUGCUCCUGAAUUAGGCCAUUAGCUGGUUCGGCUUCUUAUUUAGUUAUAAUUGUGUUGCAACUGUCAUUAAUGCUGCACACUCGCCCCCCCCGCGGGCUCUGUCCGUCCCACCGCCUGCCUGAGGCAACGCUUGGUGAGGUCCUGCGGCCGAGGAGGAAGGAACGGUUCUGAUUUCCUGGGGAGCACAACAGGUCUGAUUUUCAGAUAUCCAGAUAACAAAAGAUUGUUUCUUUUGUGAGGUCCCGUUUUUCUCUGCCAGCUCAAGCUGUCGAUCUGGGGGAAGAGACUUUCUUGAGAAAGAGAAUCAUUUGGGCUCGAGAUGGGCUGCCCUCAAUUUGUAAAGCAUUCAUCCGAAUGAAACAGGUUUGUAUUUCAUGUAAGAAGUGAAGAAACAAGUGACAGUUUCUGUUUCUAGUAUAGCUUUUAUUUUUCUCCUACCCACAAAAGAACAGACAGCCGUCCUUUAAAAGGAAAGCACUUUUUCAUGGCACGUGUUUGCUGGACAUACAAUAUGAAUACUUAUGUUGACAGACUACACGAUUAGAUGAUUUUUUUUUCCUAUUUAUUUUCUUUACCUGUAAGUAUUUCAGCGUCUCUGCUUUGCAAAAAGACACCACCACAGCUUCCUGGAAGAGAACAGAUAUGAAAAAUAGGAAAAGCAAAUGGUAGCAUCUUUUUUUCCUCAGUGUAUGCCCCAGCAUACACAGUGUUGUCAGCACUGGCUUUGUAAGACAACUGCUGUGAUAAGAGGCCUUACUUUUUAUGUUAUUAAAUACUGUAUUUAUUUUUCUUUGCAUCAGCAAAUCUAGAGGUCCCGUGAGGCAGACAGGAUCCAGCAAAUAAUCUGAGAGGGGCAAGUGUUGCAUAUGAUUUACAGGCUCAUAGUGUGUCAGGAUUGGCAAUAGCAUUGACCUCGCAGAAGGGAAAGAUGAUGACUGUAAAACCUCUGGAACCAACUCGGGUUUUCUGACUGCAGUCCUCGGAUUAAGUAAUUAGUUUAAUAUAUUUUUGGAAGUAUUAGAAAUAGGCUGUUUCUGUUGUGAAAUGCAUAGGUAAACAGAUUUCAAACGCACUCGUUCCAAGGUUUUAAAAGAUGAAUUGUCUUCAUUUUAAAAUUCAUUUAACAGUCAAAAAACCCCGAUCCAGAGCUUGACUAGGAUCGCCACCCCUGCAGUGACCUGUGUGUAAGUGACCUGGCAGGUCGCUGGAGUUUCGCUGUGCUUUGGGCUGCAGCAGCAGUGUCAGGGAACUUUGAGAAGCACAGAAAAGUUUAUUUAUUUAAGAAAAUAAAAGAGAAAAAGAAAAAAUGCCCAUAGCUCUGACGUACCAGCACGUGCUGCUGGGAGCCUGCGAGGGGCGCAUUGCACGGCGCUCUCGGGGGCUGAGCAGACACUUGCGCCGCGGCUGCAGGGCUGCAUGCUCACUGCUGGGGUCCAGCACCUUUGUAAAUACGUGUGUUUGUUCUCCACCUCUGGCUACGGCUUGGCCGGCUUGCAGGACACACCAAUGAAGUCACUUUUUUUAAUUAGCUGUUUGUGCUGAGUUUCCUUGAGGCCAAUGGCUGCACCUCCGCAGGGCUUUCGGUCCAUCUCCCCGUGUCCUGCCACUGAAAAUGAAGCACAUUCCAGUCAGCGCGAGAAGGGAAGCAAGUACCUGUCUGCUGUCCUCGAGGAGCAGGAGAUGUCCCCAUACCCUAGUGUCUGUGCGGCCUCUGUUUCCAGUGUAUAGUUAUUGGUGUGGCUACUGAAUAUUCCUCACACUGAGCAUGUAAGUACGUGUAUUUCUUAGUCCAGCCGAGAGCCGGGCUUUGCUGACAGCCAGGCCCUGCGCUCUAAUCCCGGCUUUGCCUUGCUAAAGCUUAUCAAGUCAGCGCUCCACACACCCGCCAACCAGAGUGUUGGUCAUUCCUGUACAGACGUGCAGGACUUAAUGAUGGGCAGCCUGACAAAGACCCAUAACUGCUACAGAUGUGCAGCAACUUAAUGAUGGGCAGCCUGACAAAGACCCAUAACUGCUACAGAUGUGCAGCAACUUAAUGAUGGGCAACCUGACAAAGACGCAGAGAUGCAAAGGGUGCAAUUAAAUUCUUCUUUUUCCUGUCUCCCCAGACCAGGUAACUAAUUUUACUUUACCUCCCCCAUUUUCAGGAAGCAGGCAAAGGGCGACGUCGUGUUCCAACAGAAACCAUUCAGAGUUUCUUGGAGUGUGAUUUGCAAUUCAGGGAUCUUUAAAACUUCUCUUUGUGUCUGUUCUUGAGCUGACAGGGUAAUUUCUUUUUCUGGCUGAAGUUGGCAGGAUCUUCCUUCUAAAUCCUCUCUUUUGAUGUGGUCUAGAGCAAAUUGCCAAAAUCUUGGCACGCAUCAGGCACACAGACUCUCUCUGGCCUGGACCUACCAGUGGUUGUGUGCACCUUUGGUGACAAGAGCCAUCUCAAAAGGAGAAAUGGUGUUCUUGGAAGAGGAGGAGGGACGUUUACAUGCUAUUCAUGGCUGCUGUGUGGGUAUGAACCUGCAAACUUUGUUCUGGCUUCUGAGCAAUUCUCCGAAGCACCCUAGAAGAGUUUUCCUUGGUGACGUCCCACCCUAAGGGCAGUGUCCCUGCCUGCACUCCCAAUGGGCCUCUGGCUGGGCUCCAUUUAUACUCAAGUGGAAUCUGAGCUGUGGUCAUACAUGCUUAGUGGUCUAGAAACUUGUCUUGCUGGAGGUGUUUCCUUGGCCAGGGCCCUGUCAGCCAAGGGCUGACACACACAGCCGCCAGACUAGAAGGGGGCAGGAGGUAGCUCACCCGCCGCAGGCUCCGAGAUGCCUCAGGCUGGUGCUCAACUGUUGCAAACACCACAGAACAUGGCCAGUGUUGAUUUUAAAGUUGGGUCCCUUGGCUGCUGAUGGGGGUGUGGUGUUCGUCCAGCCCAGCCAUGGCUGUGGGGUCGUGGUCCAGGCAGCACAACUGCUCCCACUGAAGCCACUGAGCCCGUGGUGGCUGCAGGGACAGCAGAGCCACUCACUUCAGAAGUCGAGGGGUCCCUUGGUUGAGUGGGUGGAAGGAGCUGCCUCUUGGUCUUCAUCAUGCAAAGCUCUCCAGGGCCAAAGCGGGGCAACCCUGCAACAGAACCACAGAAUGUCAGGGGUUGGAAGGGCCCUGGAAAGCUCAUCCAGUGCAAUCCCCCCAUGGAGCAGGAACACCCAGAUGAGGUUACACAGGAAGGUGUCCAGGCGGGUUGGAAUGUCUGCAGAGAAGGAGACUCCACAACCUCCGGGAAGACUUUUCUUCUCAUAUUUAAGUGGAACCUCUUGUUGUUCCAGUUUGAACCCAUUACCCCUUGUCCUACAUCCACGUCUGCUGAGAUUCCUGACAUUAGCGCUUAAGGUGCACAAAGGCAAGUGCUUUUUGUCACUCUGUUUAUAUUAUUAGUGUUAAGCAAUGCUGCUAAACCAGGCUGUAGCACAGCAACAGGCAAAAAGAAAGCCCCUCAGCUCUUCAGGGGUGAUUCUCCGAAGCUGCCAGUGGCUGCAGGUGCUGGGGUUGCUGCUCGGGGGGGACGGAGCAGCAGAGCCCCCGAUAGAACCCGUCCUGCGGGGCAGAGCCUGCGGCCGCACCGGGGCCACUCGGUGCUGUGUGUACAGACAAACAUUUCACAACGAUUCGCAAAAGAAUCCUGCAACUCUUGACUGGAUCAGGAUGUAGCCAAUGCUAAAUGCCAGUUUAGUCUGAAGCAGCCACCUUACACCUACACUGGUGUCCGAUAGGGGUUUUUAUUUUUUUUGUCUUCAGGGUAUCCAGACAAAAGUAAAGAGGAGGAGCCUCGUUUUCACCGUUUAUCAGAAAUGUAUCUCAUUUUGCUGUACAUUCCUUUUUUAGGACGUGUUAUCUGUUUAAAAAAAAAAAAAAGAAAAAGAAAAAACGGAAAAAAAAGAAAAAUAUAAAACCGAAAAACAAAUGUGUAGUGAAAAAUCUUCUGUAACUUUGGAUUAAGAGGUAACUGAUCUUUUUAAAAAAAGAACUAAGUUAUUUACUUUGUAAAUGUGCUGAUGGCAUGGAUCCAUCUUACUGACCUCAGCAUCCUUUUUUUUUAAGAUUCUGGGUUUUGUUUCCAAUAUUAAGUUAUUUUAAAUUGUGGUUGAAGCAAUAGAAAACUGAAAUAUGGAUUGUGCAUGACUGUGUCUUGAGUGUAAAAAUAUUGCAGUUUGAAACUUGGACCUAAAGUAUUGCAAAUAAAAGUUAUAAAUACCAA
This is a messenger RNA of Columba livia (rock pigeon), 7492 nucleotides long. RefSeq names its product p21 (RAC1) activated kinase 3 (gene PAK3). The record is from RefSeq and is a predicted model, not a curated record. Gene Ontology annotation, cellular component: cytoplasm. The transcript has 14 exons. Gene Ontology annotation, biological process: regulation of actin cytoskeleton organization; protein phosphorylation; regulation of MAPK cascade. The coding region runs from base 21 to 1652 and encodes 543 amino acids. Lineage: Eukaryota; Metazoa; Chordata; Aves; Columbiformes; Columbidae. Gene Ontology annotation, molecular function: ATP binding; protein serine/threonine kinase activity.